Messenger RNA from Galleria mellonella (greater wax moth), 1123 nucleotides. RefSeq lists its product as uncharacterized. The transcript has 2 exons. Gene Ontology annotation, cellular component: transcription regulator complex; nucleus. Lineage: Eukaryota; Metazoa; Arthropoda; Insecta; Lepidoptera; Pyralidae. The coding region runs from base 219 to 998 and encodes 259 amino acids. The record is from RefSeq and is a predicted model, not a curated record. Gene Ontology annotation, biological process: regulation of transcription by RNA polymerase II.
UACUUAAAAAAGAAAAAGAGACUAUGCGUUCUAUAUUUUGCGUUCAGAGUUCAAUGCCCUAAUACAAAAUAUUGACGUCACUAGGAACGCUAUGAUCUUUAUGCGACGCGCUAUCGCCUACCCGCUUGCUAUUCGCUAACGCAGUGAGAUCGCGGCGGUCAACAAGAAUGAUCGUUUAACGUUCUAAACUAAUAAUACAAUACAAAAAAAAAUCAAAUAUGACGUCCAUAUUGACUUUGAGCAAGCAACAAGAAAAAUUAAUUGAGUUAGUUAAACAGAGACCUUUACUGUACGAUUUAUGUGAUGUUGAUAAUAAAAAUCGUGUUAAAAAAGCGAAAGCCUGGCUUGAUAUAGCAAAGGAAAUGGGCUCGAAUGACGUUUCUCUCUGGCGCUACAAAUGGAAGGGCCUGAAAGAUAAUUACACCAAAUAUAAGAAAUACAACGAAACUUCCGCUGGACAAGCAUAUAAGAAGUACAAAAAUUGGCCUUGGGCUGACAACAUGAAGUUUUUAGAUAAUUAUAAUACUGCGAAAAAGACAAUAGAAAUCAGGCGUAUUAAUCAAGAUGACCUCGCAGAAAUGUAUAAUCGGGAUUCACAUCAUAAUGCGGUUAUUGAAAAUUCUCCCGUUGAAGAAUUCCAAGAUUCUGGCGAAGGUUUCGAGAGCAUUGACAGUUCAAAGAUUAGCGGAACGCUACAAAAUAAUCCACAGUUACCUAACGAGAGAUGUGGCUUAAUUGAGAAAUUAGAUGGAACGGAUCUUUUCUUUUUAAGUUAUUCCCAAACUUUCAAAACACUGCCAAGUAGAAUGCAAACUAUGUUGAAGUUGGAAAUAGCGACGUUAUUCGCUAGAUACGAGACGAUUAUUAGUGACGGACGCCCUCCUGAGUCUAUAAACUCACCGCAAACAAUGAGAGAGGUACACGAGAAUUAUGACGAGGAAUCUCUAAAUGACCCUUUGACUGACGUCUCUGUCAAACAAGAAAGUCCCUGGGCUUAAAUAUUUGACGCGUUCCUUGCGAAUAAGAGUCCAGAACUUUAUUAAUAUAAUAGUAUUGAAGGUCAGACAAUUAUAAACUGGGCAAUUGGCUCAAAGAUGCGUCCUAAUUAAAAAUAUUUUGAAUU